Molecule: messenger RNA, 543 nt
Organism: Grosmannia clavigera kw1407
Lineage: Eukaryota; Fungi; Ascomycota; Sordariomycetes; Ophiostomatales; Ophiostomataceae
Exons: 1
Coding region: 1-543 (180 amino acids)
Source: RefSeq, a predicted model, not a curated record
AUGGCUGUGCUCACGCGGGCCGCCUCCAAGACCAGUGGCGGACAGUCGAAGCCGGCACGGAUGCAAACGCAGAUCCAGAUCCAGAUGCCUCCACGGCCACCACGGCGACAGGACAACGCCAGGCGGUCGAUCCGGUCGCGGUGUCCGACGCCGUAUCCGCAGGACGUGCCGCCGGUGCAGGCGAGCAUCGAGACGGACGUGGAUGACGAAGAGAAGCAGCAGGCCACGACAGCGAUGCUGGCGAACAGGCACGACGCCAGCCGGGCCAAGAGCAAGAGCAUGCCGGCGGACGAGAACGUGACGAUGGCACCCACUCACCGGCGGAGCCGCCGCAGCUGCCGCAGCCACGAUGGCCACGACGGCCUCAACAAAAACGCCGCGCUGACGCGCCGGCGGUCCAAGGUGGCCAGGAGGACGCAGCCGGAGAGCCAGGAGUGGCAGGACAAGACAGUGCUGCGAAGCAGAGGAGCAGCCCUGUUUGCGAGGCCGGGUCUCCUGCCGGGCAGCGUGGUCGGCGGGCCGGUGCUGCGGGCGUCGGUUUGA